AUGGCCGGAAUAGCGUUCGACCCGUUCCAAGCGCUUCAAGUUUCGAGAGACGCCUCGGGAAGCACCAUAAAAGCCCAGUUCCACCACCUUGCGAGAAGGUACCACCCCAAUCGACACGCUGGCUCCGAGUCGACAAAGCAGACCCUGUCCGACCAUUUCCACCACAUCCACGAAGCAUGGAGGCUCUUGGAGAAGGAAGAGAAUCGGCGGCGACGAGCAGAGCUGUUAGCUCUGCUCGAGCUGCAGGAGGAGAUGCAUGCUCACUUCAUGGAUCUUGUUCAUGAGGCUGCGGAUCAAGACGAAUCGCUUCCCGAUCCUGGACGGAACGAAGGGCACAUGGGCGCUGACAACGAUGGAAACAUAUCUAGCGAUGCCGACGAAGACCUGCCGUCCAUGGGCCUGGCUCGCAGACAGACAUUCCUCGCUCGCAACAACCGUGGUGCUCAACAUCUCGGUGACGAUCCGGAUCCCAGCUCGCCAUCCUCUGUGACGUCCCCUACAAGAAAGCAAAAGCGGUUUCACUGGCCGAAGCCGAUUACCUCCUCGAAGCCAAUCACGGCACAAUCACAGAAGGACUCGGACUACUUUGCUGAACGGCGCAAGAAAUUGCAUAAGCUUCGUAAGAAAGAGCUCGAAGCUUUCAUCGACUAUCGAGAUGCCAAGGUGGCUGUCUUUGACGCGGAAGAGGAGGCCGAGAGACUGCACGAGGUGUACGAGGAAGCCAAGUGGAAACGGGAAUACCUCGAGAGAGCUCCACGUGGCAUGUCGGAGCGUAUGCGUUCAUUCGCAGCCGCGAUGGGAGCUGUGACGGCGUUCCACGGCCACACUCCACGGCAGCGGAACCGAUCGAGUCUAAGCCAUUCGAACGCGACCCCUGUAUCCGGCCCUGGCGAAGGACCGCAGUUCUUGAGACCCGAACAUGCAAUCACUCGUCAAAAGACGAUGCAUAAAAGAGGCUGGAGCAACGACAUCAGCGGUGAUCAGACAGAUAGUGAGGAUGACUCGGGCGAUGCCUACUCCUAUGGGUCCAAAUCGUUCGUGGCAUCUGCAGCAUACUGGCGCCAUGAUUCGAGACGCUCAAGACACACUUCGAGAGACACUUACCGAAAGCCCACCAUUGAUGGUCCUCUCGAGCAGAUAGAUCAGCUUACAGGGCUCCCAACAGCUGUAAAGAUACUGAUUAGACAGCCCACGGAUUUGACUGCAAUUCGAGAGGAGCGCAGCUCGAGUGGGGAUACGCCUUCAGUCUCGUCUCGCGAACCAUCUCCAAAUUACCAGUCUACCGGCAUGGAGAUGUCCAGAUUCACGAUGCUGCCCUCUCCUGGCACCGCCGCCGACAUAUUUGGGGUUCCGCCAGAACGACGGUCACGGUCUCCAAGCCCUUUGGGUCAUCGCCGUUCGCUAUCGUCGUUGUCGACUAAAUCUAACGGCCACGAAUUACAUGCCGAUGGGUGCCAGUUCGAGACCAAGUCAAUUGGGAUUCCGCAUCACCACAACAUCCCAAGGGAGCAUGUCCACAAGCUGAACGGCACCGAAAAGUCCAGAUUGCUCGGUGUCGAGGCUUCCACAGAGCUUGAUCCGAACAUGCUGCUCGCGCGACUCGCUUCCAUGGACCCCAAGGUCGCGGAAAAGUUUGAGGUCAAGCAAGACAUUAAGGAGAGCUUCAACUUUCGCCUGAUAUACAGCAAUCAAGCACCUGUUCGUACACUUCACCAGUCCUAUAUAGCACUGAGCUAUCGCCGCAAAUUGCAAGUUGAGAAGAAUGGCUCGCACUUUACGCUACCUCUCGAGCCAGAAAUCUUUCAAGCUGUAUGGGAAGAACGCCAAUCUGAGGCCGAAGGCCUCUGGAUCGAUCAGAUAUGCAUCAAGCAGGAGUCCGAUUUCGAGCGCACUGUGUCAAUGUCUGCAAUGGAUAUGGUCUACCGCAGUGCACGGCGAGUCAUAGUGGCUCUUGACGACAUAGAGCUCGACUCUUUCGAAGGCGAGAUCCUUCAGAAGCACAUGGACGAGUACAACGCCAUGAACCACGUUGCGCCAAGACAGCGGUUUCGCCGGAAGCAGCCGCCGUAUUUGGAAAGCCACGAGACUAUGUUCAAGAUUGUGCGGAAGAUUCUCAGGUCUUCCUGGUUCAAGCGUGCUUGGUGCAGACAUGAGAUGCGAUUGGGCAAGCACCACAUCUUUCUAAUCCCAUGCAAACGGCCGGGAACAUGGUCAGGCCGCGAUGUGUUGAGGUUCAAUGGCAAAACUAUCGCUCAUCUACUGGACCUGUCGACCGAAGUGCCUUUUGAGUCCGACGUCGAAGCUGUCAAACCUGCACUGCAUGCGUUCUUCCGCGAUCGAAGCAAGAUGGCUCCAGACGAGACGAAAAUGACUUUACACCAUGGCAACUUCUCGACCGUGGUUGCUGAGGUGUUCGAUAUGGAGGCCGGAGGCGAUCCUCGUAUCCCAGCAGAGCAGAGACUCGCUGACGCGAGAAAGGACAAGAUCGCGAUCAUCUUGAACACCAUGGAGUGUGGCCUUGCAUUGCACAAGGACUUCCGAGACCCUAAGAAAAACCUCUCGCCGAACGAAUGCUACCACGAUCUCCUCUUGCUAGGCUUGGCUGCACAAGAUCCAGGUGCGUUGUGCUCUGUCGGUGCGCCUCUGCCCAUCACAUCACAUCGUACUUCAUGGCUGUGCGUUCCAACGGUAGCAGAUUCCGGGUUGAACAACUCCAAGACCUUGCCUCGUCUUCCGGAGAACGCCAGCUUCAUCAUCAACACAACAGGCCCAGAACACCACUUGGACCUUGACCUCAAGUUCCUGAGUCCGAUGAAGCCUCUGACUGACGUGCGAGCUAUCCCAGAAAUCGGGUCUCCCGGCCUUGCCCACCACUUCGUCGGCGCGAGUCUAGACGAGCUCCGUCCCAUCGAAGACGCAGAAACGAUGAAAUUAGCUCGCGACUUCAUACAAGUCUGCAAUGAACGGCAUUGGGGCAGGAACCGGAAACGCUACCUCACAAAGGAUCGAAAGGCAAACCUGCUCUUCGGCCCCAUGACCGAGGUCUAUGUGGAAACUCUGGCCUGCGUUUUCCAGUGCGGACCAGACUGGAUGAGCGACGUCGCUCAACGCUACUCCAUGGGCCGUUGGAAGGUCGACUUGAAAGGCGCUUGGGAGCUCCUGAUUGCACUGCAGAAUACACGCGGUCGAUGGCCGGCGGAAGCGUGGAGUGAACGAGCUGCUGGCUUCGUCAUGGACUUUGUCAACUUCCUGGUCAUCCGCGGGCUGCCGCAGCGGCAGGUGUCCAAGCCGGAAAAAUGGCGGCCUCUCUGGGUUCCGACAGAGGGCGAUGGGAAAGUGCUCACCUUUGUGCCUAUAGGGAACGAGAACAUCCGAGCAGCGAUACCGACGGUUUUGGUGAAUCCAGAGUACGUCCAUCUGGCACGACUAUGGAUCUUGGAGCCGAGACCUGUGCCCAGAACGAAUGGCGCCUCGGAUGUUGUAUCUCAGAACGAGCAUUGGACUCUCUUGGGAAAGUCGGUCGUGUUCAGCGACGAGAUUUCGAUCGGUUUGAUGUCGGAAUAUCACGGCGACACGAAGCGCCAGCAGAGGAUUUAUGGUCGCAGUCGACCGCACGCAAAUGGUGAUAUUUGA
Messenger RNA from Zymoseptoria tritici IPO323, 3633 nucleotides. RefSeq lists its product as uncharacterized. The coding region runs from base 1 to 3633 and encodes 1210 amino acids. The record is from RefSeq and is a predicted model, not a curated record. The transcript has a single exon. NCBI's taxonomy places the organism in Eukaryota, Fungi, Ascomycota, Dothideomycetes, Mycosphaerellales, Mycosphaerellaceae.